GGGUAAUCAUACAAAAGUCGAGCUGGAGUGAGCAGGGGUCUGUAAACUCGAGCUCUGAGAGUGCUGAAGCUGUUUGGUGGAUAUCUCGACUUAUACCAAUCCAAUUAAGGCGUAUAAGAUACCAAAAGAAAUCUCUCAAGACGAGGAAUCCGUGAAGGUCUGGUUUGCAUCAAUCGGAGUAGUGGAAGGCUUCCAAAUCGUCCGAGCAAAACGCAACCUCGCAGAAACGGAUCUACUCCUCUAAAGGGCUGUUUUCGUAUCAACGUUUGAGGGUUGAGCUAGCACUUUGAGGAGGCUGUUUAACACUCAUAAUUAAGUAAGGAAUCAGUUCUUAAUCCACCUUGGCCAAAGCUUUGACCAUUGGAUCAAGAAGGAAAAGUUUAAAGCUCAAUUAAGGUUGAGGCUAGAGCUUGCAUCCUGUGCUCGUUGAUCGAGUGAUUCCUAGGAGAGAAGACUUGAAAUGGACCGUGGUGGCAGGAUUACUAGGAGAAACCCGACGGGCCGUGUACCAGUGGAGACUGGACAGGGCAGUCGAGGGACCUCUAGGGCAUCUAGAGGAGCUGGCCGUGGAGGCCGAUCACAGACCGUGAGUGACGGUCAUGUUGACACAGAAAGUGAAACCUACCGGUCCUAUGAGGACUCGACUUACCAACCGGAGACCGAGCAGGUUGAGACCCCUUACGAAGGGGAUGACGAUGAUGUAAGUGAUGAAGAAGGGGAGAAUGACUCCCUAGCCAGAAUUGAGGCGCUGCUCCAGCAAUAUCAGCGGGAGCGCGAGGAAAGGAGGGAACGCCGAAGGCGCCGAGGAGGGCGAACUUCGGGAGGGGCUUCAAGAGGAAGAAGCCAUGGCGACUCUAGAGCCCACAUUGAACCACACGGGGGCCGGGGUGAUGGAGGUCCGAUCAUAAGGAUCUCCAAAUACCUCAAAGAGGCACGAGACUUGGGGUGCAAACCCUUCAAUGAAGCAGGUGACAUCUCGGUCGCCGCGGAAUGGAUCAAGAGGUUGAACGAAGCAGCCCUUGAUAUGCAACUCACCCCCGAAUUCAAGCUAAGAGUGGCAGUAAGAUUGCUUGAAGGGAUGACAUCCACAUGGUGGGAUGGAGCCAAGGGGAAGUAUGGCAAUGUUGUGACUUGGGAGAAUUUCCGACAGGAGUUCUUUGCCCAAUACUAUUCUGAUUUUGAGGUGAACAAUAAGAGGAGAGAGUAUACCCUCCUAACCCAAGGUGGCAAGAUGACGGUGAGGCAACUUGAACACAAAUUCAGGGAACUCACGGAGUUCAUACCGGAGUAUGUCUGUGAUGAGAACCGGAUGGUAAAUCACUUCUGGGAUGCCUUAGACUUGGAGGUGCGUGAGAGGGCAACGCAGUUGCCUAACAUGACUUUUAGCCAGGUGGUCGAGCAGGGAUUGAAAGGGGAGAAGGAAUGGGAAGAAAGAAAGAUGAAGAACGCCGAAGAGGCGAAGAAGAGAAAAUGGGAGAGUCACGGCUCCCAAGGUUCCAACAAAAAGGGGAACCAUGGAGGGGGAUCUUUCCGUGCACCGCCGCCACCAUCUAGGGGCAACCAGGGCUCGAGCAGGCAUGACUCGGGGUCACAAGCCUCGGGGACGCCUCGUUGCUUGAAUUGCAAGAAGAGUCACCUCGGAAAAUGCCAUGAACCUCCUAGAUGCUUCCAAUGCGGGAACACCGGGCAUUUGAAGGCGCAUUGCCCACAAUUGGGUGGGCCAAGGUCAUCGGGACCAAGUAGCGGGGCUAAGGGAACAAGAAACCAAGCCGGGGGUUCCCAAGUAACCAGGGGGCAAGGGGGAGCAAGCGCGAGCAACGCGCCGUCCGUGAACCAAGGAAGGACCCAGGCUAGGGUCUACGCGAUGACGGAGGCGGAUGCUCAAGCUAACCCGGAUUCCGUUGCAGGUAUUACCUUUUUUAUACUUGUGUUUUACCCUUGAUUAGUCCAUAAAUUGAGGUUGCUAGUCGUUGGGAUCAUUGCACGAAGUUUUGGGGUCAAACGGAGCGAAAUCGGGCGAAAGACGGCUGAUUUUCGCCAACGCACACCAGGCUGGACCAUACGCACGGUCGUGCGUUGUCCGUGCGUUGGUCCGUGCGUUGGUGGCAGUAGCCACCGGGAAUAAAUUGCUAUACGCACGGCCGUGCGUUGUCCGUGCGUUGGUGGCAGUAGCAACCGGGAAGAAAUUGCUAUACGCACGGACGUGCGUUGUCCGUGCGUUGGUCCGUGCGUUGGUGGCAGUAGCUCCGUUUUGAGGUUAUAAGACACGCACGCCGUGCGUACCUCCUAGGCACGCCGUGCGUACCUCCUGGGCAGCCCAAAGUCGACUUUUUCGCGCCGUAUUGCAACGUUAAGACCCGUUCUUGAUCCCAAACACGUGUGUGAACAUAAUAAACCUCUCUAAAUGUAUAAGAAUGGUAGGAAAGGUAUCUCACAUGACUUAUAAAUGUAGGAACACUAAAGAUUAAUGGGAAGCAUGCGCGAAUCCUUAUCGAUACCGGAGCGCAACGUUCAUUCGUAAGUGAGGCGUUCGCCGAGGGCUUAGAGAUACAAUCAAUACCAAUGACGCAAACUUUAGUGGUAUCAACACCACUAGGGGAAGACGUUGAAAGAACCAAUUACUAUCCAUCUUGUAUGGUGGAAAUCGGUGGCCAAACCUUGACGUGUGAUUUCGUACCGCUGAGUAUGAUGGAGUUCGAUGCAAUCCUAGGGAUGGAUUGGCUAGAAAAGCAUCAUGCUAGGGUAGAUUGCUACACAAAGGUUUUGGAACUUGAAGGCAAUGAUGGGGAUACCCUGCGCUUCGAAGGGGGACCGAGGCAAAUCAAACAGCUGUAUCAUAUCCGCUGUGAGAGCGAGAAGUAUGAUGAGAAAGGGAUGUCACGCUUAUCUGGCAUACGUGGUUGACAAAACCAAGGAGGAAACGAACAUCGACGACGUGAGGGUGGUUUGUAAGUACCCGGAUGUCUUCCCAAAGGACCUGCCGGGGCUUCCACCUGAUAGGGAGAUUGAAUUUGUGAUCGAGGUCGAGCCCGGCACCAAACCAAUCUCCAUACCGCCAUACCGUAUGGCACCCGCUGAACUUAACGAGUUGAAAACCCAAUUGCAAGAGCUUUUGGAUAAUGGUUUCAUUAGACCAAGCCACUCCCCGUGGGGAGCACCGGUUCUUUUUGUGAAAAAGAAAGAUGGGACACUUCGAAUGUGCAUUGACUAUCGUCAACUGAACAAGGUCACAAUCAAGAAUAGGUAUCCUUUGCCUAGGAUUGAUGACUUGUUUGAUCAACUACGAGGAGCAACCGUGUUUUCGAAGAUUGACUUGAGGUCGGGGUACCAUCAAUUGAAGAUUAAGGAAGAUGACAUACCAAAGAGUGCUUUCCGCACAAGGUAUGGGCAUUUUGAGUUCCUUGUUAUGUCGUUUGGGUUAACAAACGCCCCAGCGGCAUUCAUGGACUUGAUGAACCGAGUAUUCCAUAAAUACUUGGAUCGAUUCGUGAUUGUGUUCAUAGAUGACAUCUUGAUUUACUCAAAGAGUGAAGAAGAGUACGCGGAGCACUUGAUACUUGUUCUAGAGACACUACGGGAGAAGCAACUUUAUGCCAAAUUUUCUAAAUGUGAAUUUUGGCUAAAGGAAAUUGGCUUUCUCGGGCACGUGGUUUCGGGAUCGGGAAUUGCUGUUGAUAACAAGAAGAUAGAGGCCAUUACCGAAUGGAAUAAAUGGCUGAAGAGAUUGUUGGCAGUUUGAGCUGAGCGAGUUUUGUCUGGGGUAUUAUUGGUGAGGUUAUAAAGGGACAUGAUGUUGGUGUAACAGGCAUGCGUGUUGGGGAUAAAAGAAGACUCACCAUUCCACCAGCUAUGGGGUAUGGAGAAAACGGUGCUGGAGCGGCUAUACCACCAAACUCAUGGCUUCUUUUUUAUGUCGAGUUAAUUAAUGUAAAUUGAUUCAUGUAAAUUGAUUCACCCGUAUUCUCUCUUUGAAAGUGUCAUCUUUUUCCCUUUUGGCCUCCUCUUUCUUUUUAUUAGCAAUCAAUUUUGAAACAUUUUGUAAUAUUGCAACUAUGUUAUGAAUUAUUGAACGUUUUGUAGGGUGG
Messenger RNA from Cuscuta epithymum, 4085 nucleotides. Lineage: Eukaryota; Viridiplantae; Streptophyta; Magnoliopsida; Solanales; Convolvulaceae. The record is from the annotation of a GenBank genome assembly.